Molecule: messenger RNA, 495 nt
Organism: Melampsora larici-populina 98AG31
Lineage: Eukaryota; Fungi; Basidiomycota; Pucciniomycetes; Pucciniales; Melampsoraceae
Exons: 5
Coding region: 1-495 (164 amino acids)
Source: RefSeq, a predicted model, not a curated record
AUGGGAAUACCGGAAUCUAAAAGACCACCACAAGAGUUUCUUGAUUCAGGUUUACUAGAACAUGAACCUAAUCGAUUUCAAGAUAAUCAAUCACGUUUACCAAACUUGGGAGAUUUCGAAAAGAUUACCAUCCGUUUAAGAUCAGAAGAAUCUCUUCCUAAAAACAUUUUCGAGGCAACUAAGUUUUUAUUUGAUGAUCCUAAUCUUGAUGAAAGAACAGUUCAUUUGAUUAUGCAUCAUAGGAAGACUCGAGUUCUAUUUAAAUUAAUUCAAGUCUUUGGAAUCGUUUAUAAUGAUCGUCAAUUCAUUAAAAUGUUGGCAAAUAGUAACAGAUGUGUCACUUUAUUAGAAAGUUUACAAGAAAAAAUUAAACAAAGAAAACAAGAUGAAAAGGCAGGAAAAAUUGAACCUCAAAUGUUCGAUGUGGAAUCUGAUGAAUGUGACAAGAUUUUAGAAUUAUUCAACUCUGAGAUGGAAGAUGAUGAAUCUAACUAA